AUGAAGAUUUUCGCCUUUUUCACUGCUGUAGUCUUUUCUCAAGAAGCUGCUGAUCCUUUUUCCUGCAUGACUUGCAAUGCGGCCAGCGUUGCCGAGUGCUUAGCCAGUUCUACCACAGUCGAGUGCCAACCAAACGAAACAUCAUGUGAAGUGACACUCCGAAAACGGCGAGGGAAGACUUACUUCGUCCAGGCUGGCUGCAAAGCAGUCGACGCUUGCCUCAACAACAAGAGCAACAACGCUCGCGGCCCGUGGAAGUGGCAAGAGUGCAAACCUUUCAACAAUAUCAAAAUCGAGAAUUCCGUUUGCCGACAAUGUUGCGAUGGAGCUACGGAUUGCGUCGAAACGAACUUUUUCAACGACGAUGGAACUGACGGCUCAACUAACCGAUCUGACUGGCUUGGCGACUUUGUCUCCCAAGAUGACUAA
Molecule: messenger RNA, 429 nt
Organism: Oikopleura dioica
Lineage: Eukaryota; Metazoa; Chordata; Appendicularia; Copelata; Oikopleuridae
Source: the annotation of a GenBank genome assembly